Molecule: messenger RNA, 1014 nt
Organism: Aedes albopictus (Asian tiger mosquito)
Lineage: Eukaryota; Metazoa; Arthropoda; Insecta; Diptera; Culicidae
Gene: crok
Exons: 3
Coding region: 204-659 (151 amino acids)
Biological process (GO): regulation of synaptic transmission, cholinergic; sleep; positive regulation of voltage-gated potassium channel activity
Source: RefSeq, a predicted model, not a curated record
AUGGCAUCCGCCUUACGGCCUUAAUGGAUACGAUCAUUAACACAUCCAAAAAAGUAGACGCACAACCGAAGUGGCGUUCAUUGCUUCGGGUGGAAUUUUUGAGGAUAGAAUUUUAAUAAAUUUUGAUGUUGGUUUUGCGGAGAAGUUGUAUUUAGUGAAAUUUAAUGAUAGUGACUGGUACAAAUUAGACGAAUCGUUCAAAAAUGGCGGUGAAUUCAACGUAUAUGAUCACUUUCGGGAUAGUGUUUAUCGUCGUCGCUGUACAAAUGGCCUACAGCAUCAAAUGUUGGGAAUGUCGUUCAGAUUCCGAUCCAAAAUGCGCCGAUCCUUUCGACAACAGUACACUUUCGAUCACAGACUGCAGGCAAGUUGAGUCAAAGGAACAUCUACCGGGUGUAAGGGCAACGAUGUGCCGCAAAAUUCGUCAGAAAGUUCACGGAGAAUGGCGCUACUUCCGCAGUUGUGCCUUCAUGGGUGAACCCGGUAUCGGGGGUGACGAACGGUUCUGUGUGAUGCGAAGCGGAACUUACAACAUCUUCAUGGAGUAUUGCACCUGCAACAGCAAGGACGGUUGCAACAGUGCACCUCAGUUUGCCCCGAAACAGUGGAGUUUGGCGAUUCUUACGGUGCUGAGUAUUAUGUUAUAUCGCCUGUUCUAGCUCGUAGGCUCCUCUUAGGUCAGUUUAGCACGUUUUUGAGCUACAGAAUCCUUCCAUAAGUAAGUUCUUCCCGACACUAUGGUUAAGAAUCUAAUUGGUCAUUCCACGAAUCAACCGCCAUUUUUUCGGUAAUUGUUAUUGUAGGCUUUCAAGGUAUGAAAAAUGACAAGGCCAUCUCAAAAGUCACCAUUCCGUCCAAACGUGAACUUAAGAAAUUUUAUACAUUUUAAAAUCUAACUCGAAUAAGACUAUUGCGAAAGUAGUAUGAUAAGGUUCAGUAGCAGCAAGUGUUAUUAAUAUGAAAAGUAUUGUGCAUUUAUUCUCUGAAGUGCCUAAUAAAUCGAUUAUUUCUUAA